Messenger RNA from Struthio camelus australis, 2016 nucleotides. The record is from RefSeq and is a predicted model, not a curated record. NCBI's taxonomy places the organism in Eukaryota, Metazoa, Chordata, Aves, Struthioniformes, Struthionidae.
AAACCUGGCCCUGAAGUAAGGCCUUUUCUGACAGUGGGGUUUAAGUGUCUCUAGGCUUCUGUUCGCUUUCCUUGGUGUCAUCUUGAAGGAUUGCUCAGUUCAACCAAGGUGUUGUUUAUUUUUCUUCCAGAUAUUGCCUGUUUGCGGGUGUAACCCGAAUCAGGGCUACUUCUUGUUGCCUGUUCUUUUUGGCCUUUGUAAGAAACCGAGAAGAUGGUGAACGUUCUGAAAGGUGUUCUGAUCGAAUGUGACCCAGCAAUGAAGCAGUUUCUGCUCUACUUGGAUGAGUCGAAUGCCUUGGGGAAGAAGUUCAUCAUACAAGACCUGGAUGAAACUCAUGUCUUCGUAUUAGCUGAGCUGGUUAACUUCCUCCAGGAGAGAGUAGGCGAGUUAAUGGACCAGAACUCCUUUCCUAUUACUCAGAAGUAAAGACUAGAGAAAUGAGGUGACUGUGAGUUCUGGAGUAGUGAAUUUCAGUAGAUUGGGUUGUUACUCUUCUAACAGAUAUACUGUGGUUAGCAAGUUCUAUGUGAAAGUGGCUACUCUAGAAAAUGGAUUACUUUCAUAGAUGAAAUGUUCUUGAAUUGGAUUCUAAUUUUCCCUUUGAAAGAUUAUGUCUUUAUUAAAAUCCUUAAAAUGAUACAUCGAGGACGUGCCUAGAAGAUUUUUUGAUGCAUGCUGUAUUCCUUUAGGAUUUUUAUCUUUCUUGUGAAACAGUGUGACCCUAAAAUUAGAGUGGUGUUUCUGUAUUGGAAUGCUAUAUGAACUCUACUGCUGUGUUAUAUUCCUGUGGAAUUGAUGAAAUCUGGUUGUAGCGUGAGUGACCGAAUGUAAAGAAUGUCUGUUAAAGUAUGAUCUGCGCUUGAUGAAAUAUCCCUGUAAGUUGAAAGCAUGACUGGAUGAAAUCAGAUAUUGCUUUAACCUAAUUGUUUUUAUACAACAUAAUAAAAAGACUUUUUUUUUCUGUCACGCAUAUUGUAGAUGCCCCUUAGUCCUCACCUAUGUGCCUGAGAAUCAAUAGUAGCAAAUUAAAGGGAGAAUAUAAAUGGGAGACCAGUCCUUUAAACGUGGCUGCUUGCCAUAUUCCCCCCUACCCCCAAACCUAAUAUUUAGUCACAAUAAGGUAUGUGCACAGAAUGGGGGAAAGAUUGCCUUGUUCUGCAUAUGAAAAAGAAAGCUGUCUUUUUGUUGUUAUUUCAGCUUAACUCCUCUUCUGCUAUUGCCCUUUACAAAGAAAAGUUCUCCUAUGGUUUUGUACCGAGUGUAAGUAAUUUUUAGUUUGCACUUGUAACUCGCCAUCUCACACUGGCUUAUCCAGUAGGUCAGCUACUACAUAAUGGCAAAACCUGUGAAGAUUUCCAUCUGAAAAAGAUGGCAGAUGUCGAAUACAGAAACAAGAAAAAUAACAGAUGUAUUGACCUUUCUUUCUUUGUUUUUCUGCUUACAACAGUUAAAUCUCUUGGGUAUAUAAGUGUGAAUGAAAUACUAUUAGGCUAUUACUCUUACAAGGGAAACUUGGUUUUCAAAGCUCUUCCCUGAUGGGCAUCAGGGAAAUGACAUCUUUUUAUCUUUGGAAAAACAAUUCUUAAUAGAAAGGCUUUUAUGGGGAGCAGUUUUCUUUUAAUUGAUUUUCGUACCCUUGCUUACUUGCUUGGUCAGUAAAUGCCAAGUUAACUUUUUUUUAUUAGUUUUUGAUCCAAAACAUGUAACUUUCUCCUGAAGAGUAGCUGAUUCCCAAACAUAAAAAGCCCUGCAGAAUUAAAUAUAUUCAAGCAUGUACAUUUCUGGAUCAGUGAAUAACCCUGUGGAAUGUAGCUGUUCAUGGGUUUUUUUGAGGGUUUUCUUCCCCCCUGCUUCUCUCUGUCUGUACAGAACAAAUGCUUUUGGUCCAAAUAGUUUGGUUCUUUAGUUCUACAAGUGGAUGCUUCUGCAGUCACAUAGCUCAAGAUCCAUCUUCACUUGAAAUAAACUGUUGAAAUCUUUUGGUACCUAAGUAAAUGAGAAAGUUCUGUUGAA